UUGGACAUAGCUUUCAUGUCGUUUGCAGCGUCUCCUCCAACACCCUCCGACGAGAAGCAAGAAAUACCGCCGUAUAAUCCUAAACUUGAAUUGACGUUGGAAUAUAUGCGACACAACCAUCCGUUCGACGAACUGCCCCCCGAAUACUACCUCUCUGCACGCCAAAUGAAGGGGGAUCCUCUCCCGCGCUUCGUCUACGGCUUUGAAUUCCACUUCGUUGACCUCGGUCUCGACCUUGCGCCCACUCUCGCGAAGCUCCACGCGAUGCAGGCCAAAAACUCCUAUUCGCACACUGCGCGACAAGACCAAGUAUCGCCCGAUCUCCGCUAUCCUGAAAUACAUCGCCGCCUCUAUGGACAUCGAUGA
Molecule: messenger RNA, 366 nt
Organism: Mycena indigotica
Lineage: Eukaryota; Fungi; Basidiomycota; Agaricomycetes; Agaricales; Mycenaceae
Exons: 2
Coding region: 16-366 (116 amino acids)
Source: RefSeq, a predicted model, not a curated record